UGGAAUUUCCACUUUCUCUUUCGUCGUUCCCCUCUGUUCCCGAAACAGUCUCUGCACACUACACUGAACUCCAUUCACAAAGGAAAAAAAAAAAAGCAGAAGCAUAAAGAAGAAGAAGAAGAAGAAGAAGAAGAAGAAGAAGAGAAGAAAGAAAUGGCGCAUUCUCGGCAACAGAACAAGGCUGGCUUCACGCUCUCCAGCAAGAUCAACAACAAUGGGAGCUUCUCUUCCGGUACUGGUAGUAAGAGCAUAUACGACGACGUUUACGGAGGUCCACUGAAGUUCGGCGUUUCGAGCCUCUCCCCUCGUUUCGAAGACUACGGCGAGAUUUUCGGAAGCUUCCACACCGUACGCGCCUCUUCCAUUCCUGUCCUCGAUCUUCCCGCCGUCCACCACUCCGAGGCCUUCUUCGAUCCCCGAAACCACGCUUUCAACUACACCGAAGUUUUCGGUGCUUUAGAUUUUGCGGUUCCAUACGAGAAUUUGUUUCACCCCCACACUGCUCUUGACGGUGCCUCCGAAGAAGAAGCCUGGAGUCUUGCAGAAACGGACUCAUUCUCUGGAGAAUCAGAUCAAUCUGCAAAUAACCAAAGCAUGUCGAAAGGAGAUCUUUUCCAUUCUGUUGACGGUAAUGCAGGGUUCGAUGUUUUGUAUCAUAAUAAGGUCAAUGGUACAAGCAAUGAACGUAAGUCAAAGGGGAAAACUCACAUGACUCAGCUACAUGCUGUUCCUGGUUUCGGUCGAGUAUAUGAUGAAACCACACAAUUGCAUCAGACUGAUCCAUCCUUUCAGAUUGCUGAUGAUAUUGAUCUUGAUAUGGAAUUUAAAGCAGACAAAGUGGAGGGAAACCACCCAAGGAAAACAAUGGCACAUUUGCGCAAUUUUGCCUUUGGGGAUCAGACUUUUGAUAGUGAUCUAAAUAUUCAAAAUGGAGGCAGCAGAAAGGAUUCUGAUUCCAGGGAGAUGUUCAUAACUGUGUCAGACAUCAACCUCAGAAGUUUGCCCUCUCAAGUGCCUCCCCAGUCUCGUCCACCGCCUGCACUGGAUGUAAAAAAGGGGAGUAUGCCUGGAUUUCAUUCAAACAGCAGGCUGGUUGCUUCUGAAGAGACACCAGGUGCUGGUUCACCACCUUUCUUUGAUGUGGAGGAUCAUAUGAAUUCAUCUGCUACAGCUUCUGUUGAUGCUAUAAAAGAAGCAAUGCUUAGAGCGGAAGCAAAACUUAGGAGUGCCAAAGAAUUAAAAGAGCGAAAGAAACGAGAUUGUGAAAGCCAUUUAAAAUCAAGUUAUGAUGCGAAAAUUAAUGAAGCAAAGAUGUGUAAGGAUAUCAAAAGAUUAAGUAGUUUGAACGAUCAGACAACGCAGGGAAGUCAUGAUCAGAGACAUUCAAAAACAAAGUUAUCUGUCACAGAUGACAGGCAGAAACUUAAGAAAGCUUCCCCAGAAACUCUGGACAAUUUAGAAGGGAAAAGAGUUUUAAACACGUUCGAGGAAAAGGACAAGAUGGAAUCCAGGUCAUCUCAAGAAUCUGAUAGAAGUUCAGGAGUUGGGACAUGGAAAGACGAAUGUGAAUUUUUUGAAUUGGCAGGAAUGGAAGAAUCGAGAAGGGUAACUCAACCAACAAAGCAGAGUAAGGAUUUGGUGCAAGGUACUGAAACCCAAAAACAUGACCAGAUGGAAAGAGAAGCAUCUAAUGUGCAAGAAAAGCAUAAACAAGUAAAAGCAACUGCAGAAAAUUAUCAGGGGGAGGAGUACGAGAAAAAAUAUAAAGCAGCAAAAGAGGCUUGUGAACAUCAUGAAAACAUUAUGAAAUCUGAAGCAUCUAAUGGUAAACAUAGGCAACGAGAGCAAAUGAAAAAAGAAAAAAUGGCCAAAGUAUUUGAGGUGGAAGACAAUGAGAAGGCUAUAAAAAUAGCCCACCAGCAUGGAAAAACUGAGAAGAAAGUAACUGAAGCUGACCAAUCUAGAAUCAUAGAAGAUGUGUGUGAGAUGGAACACAGAGAGCAUAAACAAGUGGAAAUCCAGAAACCCAAAGAAGUAAAUAGACAAACACCAAAUGAAGUUCAGCUGACCAUGGGGCUUAGGGAAAAUGAGAAGAAACUCAAAGAGGUUGAAAAGCAACAGCAGAGUAUGAAAAGGCACAAGCAAUAUGAGAAAAUCAAAGAAAAUGGAAAAACAGAAAGAGAAGCUUUUGCCCUAGGACAGACUGAGCAUGAGGAAAAACUGAAAGGUUCUGUGGAGCCAGAAGAUAUGGAUGAAAGAUCAAAUGUGGCUUUUGAACCGUAUUACACAGAGGAAAAAGAGGUCUCCAAAAGAGAAAAUGAAAUGAAACUAAAACUAGGUGAACAGAUUCAGAUCAAAAAGAGACUGAAAGAAGCUCAUGAAAGAGUAGAAAUUGAGAAAAGCCUCAAAAGCUCUUCUGAAAAUGAAGAAAGUGAUGACGGCCUAACACGUGCUUUCAGGUUGGAUGGGAAUGGAAAGCAACUUAAAGAAGACUUUGAACUGGAAGUAAAUGAGAUAAGACUGAAAGAGGCUUCCAAGCAGAGGGAAAAUGAGGCAUAUGAAAAAGAUCAAAAUAGAAAGAAAUUUAAAGAUGUUUAUGGAGAAGGAAAUAGACUUCAAGAAGCAGGUGACAACAAAGGGAUUCAGAAAGUUAUGAAUCAAACUCCAAUGCAACAGAUUAAUGGGAUGUUGAAUGAGGCUCAAAGGAAAAAAGUCACUGAGAGCACAUCAAGCCAAACAUUUGCAAUGGAAGGAAGUGUAGCUGUAUCAAAUGAGAAUAGUCACCUGGAGCAAUCUGAGAAUAUGGAGCAAGAUGUAGGUGAAAUGGAAAAAGAUAAGGGACUGAACAAAGCUUUUGACAUGGAGAGGAAUGGAGAAGGGGGAAACAUAAAGAAUGCUAAAGCAACUAAUGAGACAAGGGAAAUAGAGAGUGACGAAGAUCUUGCAGCUCAAUCAGCCUUCAUUCAUGAAGAAUUUAUUGGAAAACAGAAGGUAUCUAAAGAAUCUGUUGCUGACCAAGAUAUUGGACUGAUGAGAACAGAAUGCAAAGUUGGAGAAAAGAAAUUGAAAGAGAUAGGGGUGGAAAAUCAACAGGCUAAUGAAAAAAUCAGAGCACCUGAAAUGACUGCAGGAGAUGCAGAGCAUUCAGGAACCCAGACAGAAAAGGAGGGAGACACAGUGACUAAGGCUGAUUACAGAGGCACAGAAGCAGCUGGACCUGCUGCAGUACAAGAGACUGUAAAUGUCCAGAAAACUGCCCAGUGGUUCCAUGUUGGUCAAUCCACAGAAAGCAAAGGAAAGAGUACUAAUGAAACUUCUUCUAUAGUGAAAGAUGCAGAAAGGAUGGGAAGAGAAAGAGAGUCGGAAAAGGAUCAUCUUACACAGACAGAAGAGGAGGGGGAUAGAGAAAGAGAACGAGAAAAAGACAUUGAGAAAGCAAUGCUGGAGGCUGAGAGGGAAAGGGAAAGAGAAAAGGAUAGGAUGGCUGUUGAUAGAGCCACUUUAGAGGCUCGUGAUAGGGCAUAUGCUGAAUCUUGUGAAAGGGCUGCAUUUGAAAGAGCAACUGUGGAAGCACGGUACAAGGCACUGGCUGAGGCCAGGGAAAGACUUGAGAAGGCAUGUGCUGAGGCCAGGGAUAAGUCAAACAUUGAUAAAGAAACUAUAGAGGCAAGAUUGAAAGCAGAACGCGCUGCUGUAGAAAGAGCAACUGCAGAGGCUCAAGACCGAGCUAUGGAAAAAUUAAAGAAUGAAAGGACUGCAUUUGAGUCCAGAGAACGGUUAGCGAGAUCUGAAUCUGACAAUUUUUGCGGAAGACCAGACUCUUCAUCCUCCGAUAUGCUGGAUCCUGAGUUUCAGAACUUAAGCUCUACCACAGGUUCCAGACAUCCAUAUUCACUUUAUGGUGCUGCCUCUUUUUCUGAGAGAUCAGAUAAAGAAGGUGAAUCAGCUCAGAGGUGUAGAGCUAGACUGGAGAGGUAUCGCCGAACAGCUGAGCGUGCAGCUAAAGCUUUGGCAGAAAAGAACAUGCGUGACCUUCUAGCUCAGAAGGAGCAAGCUGAAAGAAAUAGACUGUCAGAGACUCUGGAUGCUGAAGUAAGGAGGUGGUCAGGUGGAAAAGAAGGAAACUUGCGUGCCUUACUUUCUACCUUGCAAUAUAUCCUUGGGCCUGAUUCUGGAUGGCAAGCAAUCCCUUUGACCGAGGUCAUUACUUCUGCUGCUGUGAAAAAAGCUUACAGGAAGGCCACCCUGUGUGUUCAUCCUGACAAAUUACAGCAACGUGGAGCAAGUAUUCAACACAAAUACAUAUGUGAAAAGGUUUUCGAUCUUUUGAAGGAAGCUUGGAACAAAUUCAACUCAGAGGAGCGGUAACAGCCUGGCAGCCCAGGUCUGUUUUUUUCUCCCUCCCUGUCUCUUGCAAGUGUGUAUAGAAGCUUCUUCACCUUGGCCGGGUAAUUCCUUCCCCAAGUGACACACAGUCCAAACUUCCAAAACCGUAAUAAUUAUUUUGUCAUAGUCUAUGUUCUGUUGUAAUAGUCUCAUAAGUGUUUGUAUUUAUGAAGAAAUUUUUUGCCCAUGGUAUAGCAAGAAAUUAAGAAAUACAAAAGUAAAUAGAUAUAAAGCAUGGGGCUAAGACUGGCUUUCUGUUAGCAAAAUUGGGGAUUAUUGUUACAAUAACUUUUUAAUCAAUUUUAAGAAUAAAAGGACCAAGAAACUGAACAAAUUAGGUGGGUGCUGUCAAAGUCAAUGUUUAGCAAGAAAAAAUGUUAGAUCAUACAUUAACUACUUGAACAUUGUUUUGGUGGUGCAACAUUUGCUGCUGUUCAUGUUAUAUAUCUUAUAUCAACAUCGUUAAUUGUUAAAA
This is a messenger RNA of Glycine soja, 4861 nucleotides long. RefSeq names its product auxilin-like protein 1. The record is from RefSeq and is a predicted model, not a curated record. NCBI's taxonomy places the organism in Eukaryota, Viridiplantae, Streptophyta, Magnoliopsida, Fabales, Fabaceae. The transcript has 8 exons. Gene Ontology annotation, molecular function: clathrin binding. Gene Ontology annotation, biological process: clathrin-dependent endocytosis; clathrin coat disassembly. Bases 154 to 4368 code for a protein of 1404 amino acids. Gene Ontology annotation, cellular component: vesicle; intracellular membrane-bounded organelle; cytoplasm.